Molecule: messenger RNA, 773 nt
Organism: Pelodiscus sinensis (Chinese soft-shelled turtle)
Lineage: Eukaryota; Metazoa; Chordata; Testudines; Trionychidae
Source: RefSeq, a predicted model, not a curated record
AACACUAAGAACGGGGCGGUUUUUUAACAAGGCAAUAUUUUCGCUUUCAUUUUCACUCAAUAAAAUCCCUUGUCAAAGUUGAGAGGUGUCCCAGAGCUCAAACGUUUCACCUUCGUUUCUCCCAGGCUGUGUGUUAGCCGAGGUCUGGUUUGGGGGUGCAGAAUGGAUAAGAGGAAGAAAUUUUUUGAAACAUGGAAAGAUCAAUUUGGCAUUGUCUCGACAUCGGUUUGCUCAUUGAUUUUGAUAGUGCUUGAAAAAGUAAUGGAGGUGGAAUUUAAAUGCCCUGCAGAGCAGUACUGGAGGAUCGUUUACAGUGUCGUCUAUUUUGUUAUUCCAGCUGUGAGUUUGUUUUUUCUGUCUGCGGCUUUCCUGCCUGGUGAGGAUGAAGACUGUGAGUGUUGCUGCUGCUGCUGUGGGGUUUUGCUUAAAGCUCUUGUGCCCUCAGUUAUAUGGGUGACCCUUCUUCUCCUGGAUGGACGAUACGUUGCUUGCGCCCAUGAAAUUCCUCAAAACAAAGACACCCUGGCCGCCGGUGCGGACUACCCUACUUGGUCUUACAUAAUAUCGCAGAUUGCGGGACUAGCCCUCGUUGCCAUAAGCGCCCUGAGCUUUUUCCUGAACAAGAGAUGCAAGAGCUGCUGUAAUAACUGAAGCAACAAGUUCCAAGGAGACAUUGAAAUGGGGGUUCCUCAAAACAUAGAGCAGAAUGCCAGUGUCUGAAUUGACUGUGGGGCUAUCAAAAACUUAAAUAGAGGGGACAGAUAGCAAGUGUG